Myotis myotis is the source of this 2389-nucleotide messenger RNA. It is a transcript of the gene IFI44L, whose product is annotated as interferon induced protein 44 like. The coding region runs from base 131 to 1489 and encodes 452 amino acids. The transcript is spliced from 9 exons. The record is from RefSeq and is a predicted model, not a curated record. NCBI's taxonomy places the organism in Eukaryota, Metazoa, Chordata, Mammalia, Chiroptera, Vespertilionidae.
CUUUCAGACCAGGAAGGCAAGGAUCUCAGCAGAACUUUCUGUCUCCAGAGUGUGGCUGCUGCACAAGCCAGACGGAGCAGUUCAUACUCCAUUUAGGCCUGAUCCAGCUUUUAAAAACAGAUACAGAACAAUGGCAGUGACAACCAGAUUGACAUGGAAUGAGGAAAAGACUCUGCAAAAGCUGCUUGGAAAUGUUUCCUUGAGUCUUCUUUAUAAGUCUAGUGUUCAUGAAUGUUCCAUUGAAGAUAUGCUUAAUAAGUGCAAUCAUCAAGGAUCCACUAUAACAGUGACUUACUUUCCCAACUAUAUUGUUGGGGCAUUUUUACUUGGGAAUUAUCCUCAAAAGGGUGAAUAUUGUAGAAAUCAAAAUUCUUCUUUCUAUUUUUCACUUAAAACUAAUAAAACUGAAACAACUACAUUUUUUAAUGUGAAACCAGAAAUUGUUUCUGAAAAACUGGAAUUUUAUUCCUCUAAUGAUAUCAUUUUUUCCUUAAUUCCACACAAGUCCCAAGUUUUUAUUCAUCCAUCAUUAAAGAUUCCAUUAGGAAUAAAAGGUCUCAACUCCACAAAUUAUUUGGAAUGUGAAGUUUUUCGAGUUGAAGGAAUUAAGAAUAAUAAAGGCUACAUAAGGAGGAUAACAGGAGUUGCACAGUUCAGAAAUAAGCUCCUAUCAGAGCUCAGAGCCUACACACCCUGCACAGAUUUGGUUUCAGAAAUUAAUAUUCUCUUGCUGGGUCCAGUUGGGUCUGGAAAGUCCAGUUUUUUCAAUUCAGUGAAGUCUGUUUUCCGAGGUCAUGUGACUCGCCAAGCUGCAGUGGGGUCUGAUGUCACUAGCAUUACUGAACUGUAUAGGAUGUAUUCUAUUCAAGAUGAAAAAGAUGGAAAAUCUCUGCCAUUUACGUUGUGUGACACCAUGGGGCUGGAUGAGAAAGGGGGAGUAGGACUGUGUAUGGAUGAUAUACCCCACAUCUUUAAAGGCUGUGUGCCGGACAGAUAUCAUUUUAGGCCCCAGCAACCAAUUACAUCCAGACAUCCUACCUUCAUCACCUCUCCAUCACUGAAGGACAGGAUUCACUGUGUGGCUUAUGUUUUAGAUAUCAACUGUAUCGACAGUCUCUCUUUUGAAAUGGUGGCAAAGUUCAAACAAGUUCAAAAAAUAGUUUUAAACUAUGGUGUACCACAGGUAGCCUUGCUGACUAAAGUGAAAAAUUACCAUGGUGUUCUUCAAGAAGACUUUUUAAACAUGAAUAAUUCUAUGACUUCCCAAAGCCAGAUAAUGAAAAUCCAAGCCAUGCUAAAAAUUCCUAUUUCUAAUAUUCUGAUGGUUGAAAAUUAUGCUCCCGAGUGGGAGCAGGACCCUUUAAAGGACGUUCUGAUCCUCUCUGCGCUGAGGCAGAUGUUACGAGCUGCAGAUGACUACUUAGAUGAUUUGCCUCCUGGAAUAACAGAUGAAGUUGCAGGAAUGUCCCAGAUCAACAUGUGCGAUUAGUUGCCUUUUUUCUGACACUUGGCCCAGACCUGGAUUGGCCUGCCUCACUUAGAGUCAAUCUCUGCGGACAGCCUCCUUGGGACUUUGCCUCCAUCAUACUUUGCCUUCUGUCCCUGACAGCAUCUAACUGAUGGUUCAUUCUAGGAUCAGUCAGACCUCAAGCUCUAAGGCCAACUCUGAGCAGUGGUGGAUCACGAUAUCCCUACUGCAAACCACCCUUCAUAUUUCUGCACCACUUACAAUUUACUUUUUGUGACAUGUUCCUAAACCUCCCCAGCAAAAUUAACUAUUCCCCUACCUCUUCAUCUAUAACACUUCAUUUAAAACUUCAUGUGCAUGGUAAUCCGAUUGAAUAAUAAUUAUUCAAUGAUUACAUAGAUAUCUGCUUCCUUAAAUAAACAGUGAAUUCUUUAAAAAGCCAGGUUUGGAUUUUACUUAUCUUGUAUUCACAGAGCUUAACACAGUGUCUGGCAGGAAGCAAGCAUACCCAUCAUUAUGCAUCUCUUUCAACCCCCCCAGAGUGAUAGCAUAUGCUUAAAUUUUUCUCAUUAUAAAAGGGAAGACUAUAAAAGAAUGAAACCCCUGAGAGAAGAAAUGGAAAUAAAGGAGGGAGAAUAUUUCACUUACCUCUGAAUGAAAAUAUGAAUUUAAAUUAAUUGAAAAGAGCAAAUAUUUUUUAAGGAGUUAGAUUUUUCUUUCUGUGAAAAAAAUAAAAUUUAUUCUUCUAAAGGACCCAUGCCUGAUUUUCAUUAAUUGAAUUGCAAACCACUCUAACCAUGUCUCCAAAGCAGAGAAUUAAAAUAAGAUUACUAGUGCAAGUCAAUAAGGCGUUUAUCUUAUACAAGUGCUCCCAAAUGAUUCUGACAUCCUUCAGGCAUCUGUAGAAGUUAGGACUAUAAA